Messenger RNA from Penicillium brasilianum, 1059 nucleotides. Lineage: Eukaryota; Fungi; Ascomycota; Eurotiomycetes; Eurotiales; Aspergillaceae. The record is from the annotation of a GenBank genome assembly.
AUGACAGAGAAUCUUUCACUUGUCACCGGUGCAAGUGGGUUUAUCGCGAGUCACGUCGUUCAGCAGCUGCUUGAAAGAGGCGAGCAAGUCCACGCUACGGUUCGCAGUACGAACAAUGAAAGGAAGAUUAAACAUCUCCUUGACAUGCAGGAACGAUGGCCAGGGAUGCUGACAUUGUUCGAAGCGGAUUUGCUUAUCCCUGGCUCUUUUGAAGCUGCAAUGAACUGCUGUUCAGUAGUAUACCACAUUGCCUCCCCAUUCCUCAUCGAAAACGAAAUCCGCGAUGGCCAGAAAGAAGUUGUUGAGCCGGCUCUCAAAGGGACGCAGAAUGUGCUGGAUGCUGUUGAGAAAUGCGAGACUGUCAGAAUUGUGAUCCUGACCUCAUCCGUGGCAGCCAUAUUUGGCGAUAAUGCCGAUGUGCUGGGAAUGAAAAACAACACACUCGCCUCGGAGUAUUUCAACGGCAGCAGCUCUGUGACCCACAACGCCUACCCAUAUUCCAAAGUGAUCGCUGAGAAAGAGGCCUGGAAGCUAUAUGAGUCGCAGCCAGCUCCUCCACGCUGGAAGCUGGUGACUAUUAAUCCUGGGCUUGUUCUGGGGCCAUCCUUAUCCCCAUUGUCCGAAUCUGGUAGUCUAUCUUUGCUUGACCAGCUCCUACGCGGCCAGUUGCUAUUUGGAGUGCCAGAUAUGUGGUUUGCAACUGUUGACGUUCGAGAGGUUGCCACUGCCCACAUUCAAGCUGCCCAAAAUCCGGAUUCUCACGGUCGCUAUAUCCUAGCCGACAGCAAAACACAUAGUUUUGUGGAAAUUGCUCGAAUCCUCCGAUCUAUUACUCAGUCUUUCUGGAUGCCAAGAAACAAACUUCCGAACACCCUAGUCCGUAUGCUUGGGCCUGUGCUUGGCUUAAGUCAAAAAUACCUACGACUGAAUUUGGGGAUCCCUUUUAACAUCGAUAAUCGUCCCAGCUUGAAUGAAUUGAAAAUCGUUUAUCGACCUCUCGAAGAAACAUUGGCAGACCAUUACCAGUCUUGGAAAAGUACAAAGAGCCGAUCGCGCUAG